GGGGUAGGGUGUGAUUGUGUUUAGGGGAGGGGGAGGCUGUCUGUAUGUGGGAGGCCCCCUCUCUGCCUUUGCCCCAGACCUUUGGAAUAGAAGGGGUGGCAGUGCCCUCAUCUCCCGAAGGCCUGUUUCAGGGAUGGCAGAGGGGCAGACUUUAUUCAGAGAGGCUCCAAGGAUCAACUGAAAAGCCAGAGGUGGAAUUAGGUGGUGGGAGACCCUUUCUCCAGACAGUACUUGUCCCUUGCUGGAGUCCCUCAGUGAGCUGUGCGCCCUGGUAGGGGUUGUAUGGCUGGGGCUGGAGGUGGGAGCCUUUUGCAUUCCUUAGAGAGGACCAUGGUUGGGGAAGGGAGGAAAAGGCAGCGCUGAACCUUCAGAUACAGGCCCUGGGAAGGCUCCUCCACAUCUGGAAAGGCCCGGAAUUGAGGCCCACGUCCCAACAUGGUGGGUGGUGCUGGCACUUUAGGGCCCUGCCUGGGCAGCGUCUUCUGCCAUGAACUUUUUGAAAUGGUUUUUAAAUCCCUGGAGCCUACUUUUGCCAAUGAAGGUAGGGGCAGAUGGUCCCUGGGGACAGGAUGGAGACGAAGUGGCCCAGGGGAGGGUGGAGUGAAGCAGUGGGCAGAGCUAUUCUUGGGGCUGGGCCUUGGCCUUCUCUAGACUCUGGUCUGAGGCUGAAGGAUCAGGGUUUGGGAGGGACUUGAGGUCUGGGAGGCACUAGGACUGGGCCUGGGACUGAAUGGGACAAGGCUCCAGCUGUGGAACUGGUGGUUCCUGGAGAGCAGGGGGACCAGGACUCAGGGGAGGAAGAGGUCAGAGGCAUAACGCCCAGGAGCCUGACUGUGGAAGAGGGAAGUGGCUUGAGCUCCUGGGCUUCAUAGUGAAGGGUUCCUGGACAGGAGUGCUGGGAGCUGGGCAUGAUGGCCAGGAUGGGCAAUGCCUGGAGUGAGGGCCAGAGUGGAAGGCUGCAGUUGGAUGGGCAGUUACAGAGCUCUGAAGCUAUCCCCUUGGGGACUCAGAGUCUUCUUGGAAGGGUCAUGUGUUCCCCUGGAUAGUGUCUACCCCUUCCUCUGGGUAUGAGCCAGAUGCUAGGAUGUGCUUCCAGGGGGCUGGAAAUGUGGCCAGAGACAGGUCCUUUGGGAACAGUGGUCUAGGCCAGUGGUGGUGGGAGAUCAGAAUAAGGCAGGGGACUGACCCAUGGGAGGUGGCUGAGGCGGAAUAUCAUGGGAGGAGUGGUGGGAAACCUGCUCACUCUGGAUUCUGUUCCCAGCAUCUCUGGAGACUGGCAGCUGAGGACUCAGGGACUGAUAGAAGCAGGCGUCUGACUGACUGGAAUGAUGUGUGUUCUUACUUAGGAUGCUUGUCUCUCCAGCUCUUGAUGGUGGUAGAGGUUUGGGUUCAGAGUAAUGUAGGAUAUAGAGAAGAACUAAUAUUUAUUGUGUGCUACAUGACAAGUGUUACUAGAUUUUUUUCUGGAAACUUGUUAUUCCCAUUUUAUAGAUGAAGAAACUGGUGUGGGAAGGUUCAGUAAUUUGUGCAGGGUAGUGUACCUAGGAAAUCAUGCUAAAGUUUGAAACCUGGUCUCAUGCCAAAGAUCAUGCUUCUAAUGAAGUAUUUUGAAGAGCCAGGCUUUCUUUGGUGACCUUUUCCAAAUGCCAGCCUGACCAAAGUCUUGUAUUCCUGAUCUGUCUUUCCAGAUAGUGCGAUUAGUGAUGUUGAGAGGUUGAAGGGCAUGCAGCUCUGUGAGAUACACAAGGGAUACUGACAGGAUUGACUGAGGGUUAACCAAGGAUGCAGGUUUUGGGGUAUAUAGAGAAGUCCCCUCCCUGCCUUCUGCUUUGCAAGGGGCCUGGGUAUCUGCUUGGAGUGCUGCUCCUCUGUCUCAGCAUCUGGUUCUAUGGCCACCUGGGACAGGCUCUGGGUACAAUCCCCUCUCAUUUCCUAGUGAGUACACGUGUCAGUGCUGCUAGCUCAGCAGGUUUAAGUACCAGGGGCCCCUCAGGGUGCCCUGCGGGUAUGGAGGAAUGGAGGAAUUGUCAAUGAGGCGGGACACAGGCAUCUAGGGAUGACAGUGCUUUUGGGUUCGCAUAUCAAAGCCGUUGUUAUGGAUCCUCCCAUCACAGUUCAACCUGGGAUCUGAGAAUGAUUUGGUUACCCAGGAUCUCUAACUUGAUGCAACCAUAUAAAACUGCCGUGGGCCCUGGUUUUUGUUUUGUUUUGUUUUGUUUUCUGUCAAAUGUCUCCAGUAUCCCAGAUGGCCACAGGGACAGCAUCACAGGAUUUUGGUGAAGAUCAGAAGGAUUUAGGCAUAUAGAAAGACCUUGAAGCCAGGCACGGUGGUACACCUGUUAUCCCAGCACUUGGGGCGCUGAGGCAGGAGGAUCACCCGAGCUACAUACAGCAUGUCAUGGUUUAGUGGCCUUCUGGUCCCCAAAGUGGAUGAACGAAAAACAGCCUGGGGUGAACGCAAUGGACAGAAGCGCCCACGCCGAGGGACUCGGGCCAGUGGCUUCUGCACGCCUCACUAUAUGAGCUGCCUCCAGGAUGCAGAGCCACCCAGCCCCACCCCUGCAGCUCCUGCUCGGUGCCCCUGGCAGGAUGAAGCCUUCAUCCGGAGGGCUGGGCCAGGCAAGGGCAGGGAGCUGGGGCUUCGGGCAGUGGCCCUGGGCUUUGAGGACACUGAGGUGAUUGCAGCAGCAGUGGGGACGGCUGAGGUGGCACCCAGUGUAGCACGCAGGAGUGGACGAUCAUGCUGGCACCGUCUGGUGCGGGUGUUCCAGUCAAAACAGUUCCGCUCAGCCAAGCUGGAGCGCCUAUACCAGCGGUACUUCUUCCAGAUGAACCAGAGCAGCCUGACACUGCUGAUGGCAGUGCUCGUGCUGCUGACAGUUGUGCUGCUGGCCUUCCAUGCCACACCUGCCAGUCCUCAGCCCGCCUAUGUGGCCCUGCUGGCCUGUGCUGCCACCCUUUUUGUGGCACUCAUGGUAGUGUGUAACCGACAUAGCUUUCGCCAGGACUCUAUGUGGGUAGUGAGCUACGUGGUGCUGGGCAUCCUGGCAGCUGUGCAGGUUGGGGGCGCCCUGGCAGCCAACCCGCACAGCCCCUCAGCAGGCCUCUGGUGCCCCGUGUUCUUCGUCUACAUCACCUACACGCUCCUACCCAUCCGCAUGCGGGCUGCCGUGCUCAGUGGCCUGGGCCUUUCCACCCUGCAUUUGAUCUUGGCCUGGCAACUCAACCGUGGUGAUGCCUUCCUCUGGAAGCAGCUUGGUGCUAAUGUGGUACUGUUCCUCUGCACCAAUGUCAUUGGCAUCUGCACACAUUAUCCGGCUGAAGUGUCUCAGCGCCAGGCCUUUCAAGAGACCCGCGGUUAUAUCCAGGCUCGGCUGCACCUGCAGCAUGAAAAUCGGCAGCAGGAGCGGCUGCUGCUGUCCGUGUUGCCCCAGCACGUUGCCAUGGAGAUGAAAGAAGACAUCAACACAAAAAAAGAAGACAUGAUGUUCCACAAGAUCUACAUCCAGAAGCAUGACAAUGUCAGCAUCCUAUUUGCAGACAUUGAGGGCUUCACCAGCCUGGCCUCCCAAUGCACUGCACAGGAGCUGGUCAUGACCUUGAAUGAACUCUUUGCCCGGUUUGACAAGCUGGCUGCGGAAAAUCAUUGCCUGAGGAUCAAGAUCUUAGGGGACUGUUACUACUGUGUGUCAGGGCUGCCGGAGGCCCGGGCAGACCAUGCCCACUGCUGUGUGGAGAUGGGGGUGGAUAUGAUCGAGGCCAUAUCGCUGGUGCGUGAAGUGACUGGUGUGAAUGUGAACAUGCGUGUGGGCAUCCACAGCGGGCGUGUGCACUGUGGUGUACUCGGCCUGCGGAAAUGGCAGUUUGAUGUGUGGUCCAAUGAUGUGACCCUGGCCAACCACAUGGAGGCGGGAGGCCGGGCCGGCCGCAUCCAUAUCACUCGGGCCACGCUGCAGUACCUGAACGGGGACUAUGAGGUAGAGCCAGGCCGUGGCGGUGAGCGCAACGCAUAUCUCAAGGAGCAACGCAUUGAGACCUUCCUCAUCCUGGGUGCCAGCCAGAAACGGAAAGAGGAGAAGGCCAUGCUGGCCAAGCUGCAGCGGACACGAGCCAACUCCAUGGAAGGGCUGAUGCCACGCUGGGUACCUGACCGCGCCUUUUCCCGGACCAAGGACUCCAAGGCUUUCCGCCAGAUGGGGAUUGAUGAUUCCAGCAAAGACAACCGGGGUGCUCAGGAUGCUCUGAAUCCUGAGGAUGAGGUGGAUGAGUUCCUGGGCCGUGCCAUUGAUGCCCGCAGCAUCGAUCAGCUGCGUAAGGACCAUGUGCGCCGGUUCCUGCUCACCUUCCAGAGAGAGGAUCUUGAGAAGAAGUACUCACGGAAGGUGGAUCCCCGGUUUGGAGCCUACGUUGCCUGUUCUCUGUUGGUCUUCUGCUUCAUCUGCUUCAUCCAGCUCCUCAUCUUCCCACACUCAACCCUGAUGCUUGGGAUCUAUGCCAGUAUCUUCCUGCUGUUGUUGAUGACUGUGCUGAUCUGUGCUGUGUACUCCUGUGGUUCUCUGUUCCCCAAGGCCCUGCAACAUCUGUCCCGAAGCAUCGUUCGCUCGCGGGCACACAGCACCGCAGUUGGCAUCUUUUCAGUCCUGCUUGUGUUCCUCUCUGCCAUCGCCAACAUGUUCACCUGUAACCAUACACCUAUACGGACCUGUGCAGCCCGGAUGCUGAAUUUAACACCUGCUGACAUCACUGCCUGCCACCUACAACAGCUCAAUUACUCUCUGGGCCUGGAUGCUCCCCUGUGUGAGGGCACCGCACCCACCUGCAGCUUCCCUGAGGUGUCCAAGCAGUGUUCAAGCAGAGGGAGAUGUGCUGGCACAGUUAUUGGUCCCUCUGUGCCAGGCCUGGUGAUGGGCACUGGGGACCCAGGACUCCUCAGAGUCCCUAACUCCAAGAGCAGCCAGGGGCCCUGGUGUGGUUACUUCGUCGGGAACAUGUUGCUGAGUCUCUUGGCCAGCUCUGUCUUCCUGCACAUCAGCAGUAUCGGCAAGUUGGCCAUGAUCUUCAUCUUGGGGCUUAUCUAUUUGGUGCUGCUUCUGCUGGGUCCCCCAGCCACCAUCUUUGACAACUAUGACCUACUGCUUGGCGUCCAUGGCUUGGCUUCUUCCAAUGAGACCUUUAAUGGGCUGGACUGCCCAGCUGUAGGGAGGGUGGCACUGAAAUACAUGACACCUGUGAUUCUGCUGGUGUUUGCGCUGGCACUGUAUCUGCAUGCCCAGCAGGUGGAGUCGACUGCCCGCCUGGACUUCCUCUGGAAACUGCAGGCAACAGGAGAGAAGGAGGAGAUGGAAGAGCUCCAGGCAUACAACCGACGGCUGCUGCAUAACAUCCUGCCCAAGGACGUGGCUGCCCACUUCCUGGCCAGGGAGCGCCGGAAUGAUGAGCUCUACUACCAGUCCUGCGAGUGUGUGGCUGUCAUGUUUGCUUCCAUUGCCAACUUCUCGGAGUUCUAUGUGGAGCUGGAGGCCAACAAUGAGGGUGUGGAGUGCCUGCGGCUGCUCAAUGAGAUCAUUGCCGACUUUGAUGAGAUUAUCAGCGAGGAGCAGUUCCGGCAGCUGGAGAAGAUAAAGACAAUUGGCAGCACCUACAUGGCUGCCUCUGGGCUGAACGCCAGCACCUACGAUCAGGCGGGCCGCUCCCACGUCACUGCCCUCGCAGACUACGCCAUGCGGCUCAUGGAGCAGAUGAAGCACAUCAACGAGCACUCCUUCAACAACUUCCAGAUGAAGAUCGGGCUGAACAUGGGCCCAGUUGUGGCAGGUGUUAUUGGAGCUCGGAAGCCACAGUAUGACAUCUGGGGGAACACAGUGAACGUCUCUAGUCGCAUGGACAGCACAGGGGUGCCUGACCGGAUACAGAUGCAGCAGGAAGGAUUCCAGGCUAAGCAGGCUCCCCUCCCACUCCCCCAGGUGACCACGGACCUGUACCAGGUUCUAGCUGCCAAGGGCUACCAACUGGAGUGUCGAGGGGUGGUCAAGGUGAAGGGCAAGGGGGAGAUGACCACCUACUUCCUCAAUGGGGGCCCCAGCAGUUAGCAGGCCCAGCUGCAGAUUCAGCUGAAGGGACCAAGGUGGGCAUUGAGUGGACUCUGUGCUUGCUGGGUGGAGCUGUGCCAGGGAGCACUGAGCCUCCAGAUCUUGGUGAUCACAAGAGGGAACACCCCAGCAGGCUGCUUGGACCGUGCUCGUCUGUCCUCAGACUGGUGAACAGGGAUACCAAGAAGAUUAUGCAACUGACUUUCUUUUUUAAUUGGGGUAGGGCUGUUUCUUCUACUUUCUUCCAGCUUUUGGGAGCAGCAGAGGGAGCAGUACAGACAGGGGGAACCCUCCUGCCUGAGAGAUUAAAAUGGCAACUUGCCAUGCCUACCCUUUCCCUGUCUGGACAACAGGCUCAGGGCUAGGUCUUUUCUUUCCCUUUUUCCUGGGAAUAUUUUUGUACAAAGACGGGGCAGGCAUGAGGAGUGCCUAUUCCAUACUUGCCUUUGCUAUGCCUGUGUCCCCCGCACUAGUCCUGGGUACCACCAGUCUUAGCCAGGUCUCCCUCCUAGGUACAGGGCAGGGCGGAGACAUUCUGGGAACCCAGCUCUAUCCACAUUUUAGGGAAAUGUUUCCAUUUGCCAAAUCCUUGUCCCAUGAUCUGUUCCCCAAAGGGGAACAAAGGGAUCUGAGACAGUUUAGAUUUAGCCCCAGUUCCUGCACGCUCCAGGGAAAGGGGUGUCUGGCCUCACUGGUACUGUAAAAAUGGCCAGCCUGUGUGUGGGUGUGGAGAUGUCAGGUGAUCAAAAGCUGGACAUUCACCUACAGGUGCCAAAGAAUGCAGGCGGCUAGGUAGGGGAUGGUACCAGGCUUAUCUGAGGCUCAGCUGUGGCUAGGAUCAGGUCCCUUGAUCCCAGCACUUGCUUGCUGGCAAGGGGGCACGGAGCAUUUCUGCUCCUUCUGUUGCCAAAUAGAAAAGGGUCAGGGCACAGAGGACAAUGACCCUGAUCCCAAACUUGGCUUCCCAAGUCUCUGGUACUGGGGAGGGCCUGUGUAUUUACGUAACCGUGUGUGCAUGUUGCUCUUUGUGUGCAUAUCUGUUUUCCAGGUCUGUGUAUGUCCUUGUGCUCCUGCUCCUCAGCUCUCCACCAGGGGUUGCCUCUCUCCUGUGGGUCUCUCUUCUGGGAAUAAGGCAGGGUUUCCCGUUUCAAGGGAUACAGAGAGAUGCCCAGCUUGCACAGGAGUGGGAUGGGGUGUGGCGGCAAAAGGAGGGUGGCCUGGGGAGAGGAGUCCUUUUUGUGCCAAAUCCCUAAGUGCCAUUUGGGGCCACGUGUACAGCAUGACUGUCUCCCUGUCUGAGGCAGGGACCCGAGUGCCUGCUUGAGCCUCAAUGCUCCAUGCAUUUGAACUGUCUGGGGUUUAGUGGCCACAGGCUCAGGAAUUUCCUGGGUUCCCCAGCUUGUGUCCUGGAAUGUGUUAUGCUUUAGGACUGGGGCAGCAUGGGAUCCUUCUUAGGACCCAGAUAUUGGUACUAGGGGAUGGGGCAGGGGGAUCUUAAACUAGGCUUCCCUCAGCCUUUAGCCUGAGUCUCCAUGUUCCUGGCUCCCAAUCCCCAUGAAGCCUGAAAGGGCUGCUAGAAGGGUUAGGAAGUUGGACUCUAGAUUCCCUUCCUAUCCUUACCUUCUUUUUACCCCUUUCCCUGCAGCCUCUUUGACUCUGGCCUGAAGUAGCUGGUGCCUUGGUUUCUCUGUCUAUACUUUUUAAAGCCAGAGGCAUUAGCCUGAGUUUUGCUUGAAGAUCACUUUGUCCUGUAAGUGUCUAGAGAAGCAGAGGAGAAAGGAGUUUGGGGAGGUGGAAGGAAUAGGUAGUGCCCUUGCCCCUCCUCAUGCUCCUUCUAACUCACCAGCUCCUCGCGGAAGCCUGAUUCUGGCUUGGUACUGUGCCUUGGGGCUCUCCAUGCAUCAACCAAAUGAACCACUAGGCACUUCAUUAGCCAGGGCAGAAAAGGAGAGAAGCUAGCUGCUUCAGACAGAAAACUGAUUCCCUGUCCCAUCCAGCCAUAUCUCUGGAAAGGAAGGAUUCCUUGGUGCCAUGGGGAGGCGGGGAGGGUGUAAGUGAGCCAGAGUGGGAAGACCUCAGCCUUGGGUGAUUUGUCUCUGCUUCUUGCCAGGUAGGAGGGUUCUGUCCACACCCUGGCUCCCUGUACCACAGUGCCAGUCAUGCCCUUCCCCUGGGUUACCAUUGCCCCUUUCCUUACUGGUUGGGGAGGAGUCAGGGGAUGGGAGGCAUGGGCUUUGGUUUUAUAAUGUAACCACUGUGGGAGUGGGGGAGGGUGGUGUACCAUGUA
This is a messenger RNA of Heterocephalus glaber (naked mole-rat), 8376 nucleotides long. RefSeq names its product adenylate cyclase 6 (gene Adcy6). Gene Ontology annotation, molecular function: adenylate cyclase activity. The record is from RefSeq and is a predicted model, not a curated record. Gene Ontology annotation, cellular component: plasma membrane. Gene Ontology annotation, biological process: intracellular signal transduction; adenylate cyclase-activating G protein-coupled receptor signaling pathway; cAMP biosynthetic process. NCBI's taxonomy places the organism in Eukaryota, Metazoa, Chordata, Mammalia, Rodentia, Bathyergidae.